AUGUUGAGCUCACUGGUUCAGAAGUUUAUCGACCAAUCCCCCCUGUCCUCGAACAAUGACCACCGACCCUCCAAGGCUGCCCUCUUCCGGGAUCAGUUCAGACUGCCUGCCGGUCAGCAUCCUUUGCACGAGAUCACCGCCGAACUAUUCCUCCCUCUCCCCUCGUCCGCCGCCGCCGGCCCUCUCACGUCCGGCGAGAAAUCGAGAGACAGUGGCAAUCGAUAUGUGGGCGACCUCCAUCUGAGCGAACACUUUCUUUGCUUCUCCACGAUUCGCACCAGUUUCCUGCCCGGCGCGAGUCACACCGCGUCCAUCGCCUUCACCGGCCCAACCCAAGGCGCCGGACCAGGCGGAAAUGGCUUUACGCUCCCCUUGUGCUCCAUCCGACGAGUCGAGAGAUUGAACAGCCAUCAUGACAAGUUCUCGCUUGCCCUCACCACUUUCGAAUCCUUGCAGAAAGCGCUGACGGACAAAACAAAAGCGUCCCUGCCUUUCCCCCGGAAAUUAGUCCUCACCCUCGAUGGAAGCCGGCUCGCUUGUGAACGGUUUUGUGACGGUCUGAAAAGGGGAUUAAGAGAAGGCAUGAAAGAAGUGGACAGCCUGCGGACGGUGGUGUCUCAGUGUUUUUCCGAGUAUCUCCUGGACCCCGCGAGGCUAAAGGCCAGAGAGGAGGGCACCAAGCCACCGGAUCCGCCUGACACGGGGCUGGGAAUACUGUUCAGGUACCCCGGAGAUGCCAGAAAGCUCCGGGACAAAAGCAAAAUCAGACUCUGGGGCGAGUAUAUGCGAGAGAACGGCCGCAAUGCCACCAUUGUCCGACAACCGACCUUCCACAAGCUGAUCCGGGUCGGUCUACCGAACCGAUUGAGAGGCGAGAUCUGGGAGAUCUGCUCCGGGUCAUUCUACACCCGGUUGAGAAAUCCGAACCUCUACGAGAAAACCCUGGCCAAGUUCACCGGACAAGAGUCCUUGGCCAUUGAUGAAAUCGAGAAAGAUCUCAAUCGGAGUCUCCCCGAAUAUCCGGGCUUCCAGAGCGAAGAAGGCAUUGGCCGACUACGUCGAGUGCUCACGGCGUACAGCUGGACCAAUGAAGAAGUGGGCUAUUGUCAAGCCAUGAAUAUUGUGGUGGCCGCCCUACUCAUCUACAUGUCGGAAUCUCAGGCAUUCUUCACGCUAGGAGCUUUGUGCGACCGCCUCCUCCCUGGAUACUAUUCGAAAGACAUGUACGGCACACUGUUGGAUCAGCGCGUGUUUGAAAACCUGGUGGAGCGGACCAUGCCGGUCCUUUGGGAGCACCUGGUCAAGUCGGACGUCAACCUAUCCGUGGUCUCGCUGCCCUGGUUUCUUUCUCUGUACAUUAACUCCAUGCCGCUUGUCUUUGCGUUCCGAGUUCUCGAUGUCUUCUUUCUGGAAGGCCCCAAAGUGUUGUUCCAGGUAGGACUGGCCAUCCUGCGUAUCAACGGCGAAGAAUUACUUGACGUCCACGAUGACGGGUCGUUUAUCUCGGUGCUCAAGAAUUAUUUCUCCCGACUCGACGAGUCAGCUCACCCACAUUCGGAGAAUGAAAAGCUGAGGGCAAUCACCAAAUUCCAAGAACUGAUGGUGACGGCCUUCAAGGAAUUUGCCGGCAUCACCCACGCUAGCAUUGAGGAAUUGAGGGCCAAACAUAUUGACAACGUGAAGGCCGGUCUGGCCACGUUUGCCAAACGGACCUCGAUUCGAAACCUAGGGCCGGAAAGCAAGAAGCUAAGCGCCGACGACCUCAGCGCCAUCUAUGAUCGCUUUUUCAGUGUCCUGGCGGAACGACAGAAACGUGCAAAGCUGCGGGAGGAGGAAAGAAGAAGACAAGAGCAGCAAAAGACCCGCCCGGGCCUCUGGACGCACCAUUCGGACCGCAACCACGAUGAACCUGCUCGGAAUAUAGCACCCCUCCAGACCAUGGACUACGACGCAUUUCGCGAGUUUUUGGCCAACACCGCCAAAUGGGCCCUCACCGAUUCGCCGACGUCGGUUUCCAAGGACCUGAGUAAGCCCGUAACGAGCCAGAGGAAUCGCAGUCAUACUCUUUUGCAAUGGGGCUCGGGACCACAACCCGCCGACCACGACUUCAUGCAACGGCUAUAUGGCAAGUGGGAUGAAUCGCAUCAAGGCGAGAUGACGCUGCAGCAACUUGUUCGAGGUCUAGCCCGGAUCAAGGGCACCACGGACAUUAUGAACUCGAUGAGCCUGUUUUUCGAGCUGUUCGACGACGACAAUACCGGCAAAGUGGACCGCGAAGGCAUCCUCCGGAUGUCAGAGUCACUCUUGUUUCUUUCCAGACGAGGCUUUGAUGGAACAAUCACUCCGUCGGAUUUUGGCAACGGCAUGAUAUCUCCGGUCUCUGCGGCCGACGCAAAGGACGGCUUGCAAAUGAGUACCAACGAGAAGUUCCUGGGCAGCGUCAGCGCAUUCAUUAGGAGAUGUUUUGAAUACGCCGAUCCCGACGAAGUGGUUGAAAGCACUAGUUCGAAGCUCCAGGCGGCGACCAUCAACGAACCUGCAGAGGAAGAAGAUCUGUUGGAUCUGACAGAAACCAAAUCGGUCUCCAAACAGCCGGCGUCGCCAAAACCGGCCGAGCACGAUCCUCUAUCAGAGGUCACGCCACCUGGCACUGCAGUCAAGCCAACCCCGAUACUCGAAGGGUCACGAAGGAGCUCUUCUCGCGCAGCAUCCCACAAUCUGGCCUUGGAUCCGAGUAAACCGUUGCACAUUACACUACCCACCUUUCGAAUGGUGAUUCUGGCCGACGAGCUCCUCGAACAGUUUUUCGAAUCUUUCUUCCCUCAAUCCUUCCAUCUCAGUGACUCGCCCAACAGUAGUACGGUGUCGUUGCCGUCGAGCACGCUUUCCGGCAAUCUGACCACCUUCAGCAACCUCGGCACACCGGUGAAGAACCUGAUCAACGGGGCGUCGAACAAGACGGUGAUAGACGUCGGACGGGCCGGUGGAGUGGUGGAACCUGGGUCUCGCGGUCUGCGGGGCGUGCUCGACAACAUUGUCAAUGAUGGCAUGCGCAUGGCGGCGGAAAUGCGCAAGAGAAUGGAAGAGACUCAACGAGAAUUCGAGCGCAAUGCCCGCGAACAGGGUCACAGCAGGCCAUAUCGGGAUGAAGAGGACGACGAUGACGACGAUGACGAUGAGAAAGGCGCCGAGCUAGGUAGAAGGGACCAGGAGCUACUUGAGGGUGCGGAGGUGGCCAGUAUCAAGACCGAGGGGUCGAGAAGUCGAGCGGUGAGUUCGGCCACGACUGAGACCGGUACUGGUCCCAAGAAAGGGGAGGGGGGGGGAGGGGGAGGGAGGGAUCUGGGGUGA
Capronia epimyces CBS 606.96 is the source of this 3351-nucleotide messenger RNA. RefSeq lists its product as uncharacterized. Bases 1 to 3351 code for a protein of 1116 amino acids. The transcript has a single exon. NCBI's taxonomy places the organism in Eukaryota, Fungi, Ascomycota, Eurotiomycetes, Chaetothyriales, Herpotrichiellaceae. The record is from RefSeq and is a predicted model, not a curated record.